This is a messenger RNA of Oryza sativa Japonica Group (Japanese rice), 1508 nucleotides long. RefSeq names its product ubiquinol oxidase 1c, mitochondrial-like. NCBI's taxonomy places the organism in Eukaryota, Viridiplantae, Streptophyta, Magnoliopsida, Poales, Poaceae. Gene Ontology annotation, biological process: alternative respiration. Gene Ontology annotation, cellular component: mitochondrion. Gene Ontology annotation, molecular function: alternative oxidase activity. The record is from RefSeq and is a predicted model, not a curated record.
AUCGCCGACACGUGGAUCUGCACGCUGAAGCUAGCCCCCUCCAGAAACCGGCACGUCUGCAGCCACGAACAGAGCAUCAACACGCACACCUCAGCGAAGAGCAGAGCAGCGUCUCCACGAUCUCCGGCGAUGGGCUCCCGCGCUGCUGGAUCAGUCCUCCUCCGCCACCUCUGCCCCCGAGUCUCCAGCUCGACCUCUGCGGCUGCGCAUGCGCAUGCGCAGCGGCCUCCGUUAGCCGGCGCCGGCGGAGGGGGCGUGGCCUUGUGGGCGCGACUUCUGUCCACCUCCGCCGCCGCGGCGAAGGAGGAGACGGCCGCGUCCAAGGAGAACACCGGGAGCACCGCCGCCGCGAAGGCGGAGGCGACGAAGGCCGCCAAGGAAGGGCCGGCCAGUGCGACUGCGAGUCCCGUGGCGAGCAGCUACUGGGGCAUCGAGGCGUCGAAGCUCGCGAGCAAGGACGGCGUCGAGUGGAAGUGGUCUUGCUUCAGACCAUGGGAGACGUACUCGCCGGACACGACGAUCGACCUGAAGAAGCACCACGAGCCGAAGGUGCUGCUCGACAAGGUCGCCUACUGGACCGUCAAGGCGCUGCGCGUGCCCACUGACAUCUUCUUCCAGAGGAGGUACGGGUGCCGCGCGAUGAUGCUGGAGACGGUGGCGGCGGUGCCGGGGAUGGUGGGCGGCAUGCUGCUGCACCUCCGGUCGCUCCGCCGCUUCGAGCACAGCGGCGGCUGGAUCCGCGCGCUGCUGGAGGAGGCCGAGAACGAGCGGAUGCACCUCAUGACCUUCAUGGAGGUGGCCAAGCCGAGGUGGUACGAGCGCGCGCUCGUGCUCGCCGUCCAGGGCGUCUUCUUCAACGCCUACUUCCUCGGCUACCUCCUGUCCCCCAAGCUCGCGCACCGCGUCGUCGGCUACCUCGAGGAGGAGGCCAUCCACUCCUACACCGAGUACCUCAAGGACAUCGAGGCCGGCAAGAUCGAGAACGUCCCCGCGCCGCCGAUCGCCAUCGACUACUGGCGCCUCCCCGCCGGCGCCACGCUCAAGGACGUCGUCGUCGUCGUCCGCGCCGACGAGGCACACCACCGCGACGUCAACCACUUCGCGUCGGAUGUUCAUUUUCAGGGGAUGGAUCUCAAGGAUAUCCCUGCCCCGCUCGAUUAUCACUGAAGAAAUCUUACGGCGGCUUGUGUCCUGCUCAGCUCUGCAGUUGUUACCAAGAAACACGAGUUGCUGUUGAUCUGUGCUACCGCAGUAGUAGAUAGGAAGUUAGGAACAUACAUGAGAAAUAGUAUCAAAUAACAAUGUUCUUAUGUUCACGAGUUGACAUGAUUUCUCGUGAUCCGGAUUCAUGUGUGCAUGGAAUUAUGCUAUUGAACUCCCUACCAUAAGAUAGCCACUGUUUGUGGGUUAAUACAUUGAUUAUUCAGUUUAGCGUAGACUGCAUCAUUCUUGGUGCAUUUUGUUCUGUUCGCUGGAAAGUUGGAAACCAAUCAUUUUGCGUCCUGUUA